AUGCGUUUCGAGCUGGACUUUCUCGACGGAUGCCUCGCCGUGCUCCGGGGGCUGAGGCAGGGCGCAAGUCCCACGUCGCUCAUCUCGCCGCUGCCGGGCGGGUCGAGCGUGUCGCUGAAUUUGCGCACGAUCACGACCGAGGCCUUUGCCGAGGCGGUCCGCGAUCGCCCGCUUGCCACCGAUGUGCAGGACGCGCUCAUCUCGCUGUAUGAGCGCGCGUUGCAGCGCCUCAAGACCACCUUUGCCCAGGGGUUCACCGAGGCACAGUCGCGCUGGGGGGCUUCGCGCGUGCACGCGCUGCCGCUCCUGCACAAUCUCUUUGAAACACAGUGUGCGGCCGCCGCGCAGGAGACGCACGAUACGAUCCUCGCCUUGGUCGACGAGCGCCUCGAUGCGUUCCUCGCGGACGUCGACCCGUCGCGCUGCGGCAACCCAAAGGCGCACAGCGAGCAGGCUGUCAAGAUCCUCGAGACCGCCUUUCGCCACGCGCCCAACAUCACCCAGGCGGAAAAGUACAAGCUCGCCCAGGCGACGGGACUGCAGCCCCGCCAGGUGACCAUCUGGCGUGCGCCGCCCCGCCUCGCGUCCGUGCCGCCGCCUCGGAGCGAGACCGAGAGUGUAGAGGAGACGCCAAUCAAGUCGGAAACCGGCUCGCCGCCGUGCUUGCCGCCAGCGAGCCUCUCGCCCGAGCUCGGCGUGUCGUCCGGACUGCAAGGCUCGCCGAUCAAGGUCGAGCAGAGCCUGCCGCAGCUCACGGCGCCCGGCAUGGAGUGGACGCCGUCCUCGCCGGAGCAUGUGCUUCCGAUGGAGCUGACGCCCGCCGAGCCCUUGCCCCCGGCGUCGGUCUUGGGCCUCGGCACGGCGCACGAGGCGCCCGAGGCACUGUCGCUCGAUGGCCUGCUGGACUUUGACAGUGCGAAGCAGUGCCUCGUCUUUUCACCGCUCGAUCCGCUGCCCCGCCUCGACUUUGCGGACCUGCGCCUGGAUAUGGAGUCACUCGAACGUGCGCUCGGCCUCGGGCGUACCCACCCGGUCCUUCCGCCGGUGGUCGAGGUGCCUCUUGUGCCGCACGACGAGCUUGCGGCGGCCGGCUCGCUGGUCGCGCAGCCGAUGCACGUCGCAGACGAGAUCCUGGCCUAUGCCCAGGCCGAGGGAUGGGCGCUCGGCGACUUGGUCGCGCCGAUGCGUGCUGCGCCUGCUUUCCAUCCUGCGAGCGAGAUUGAUCGGUUUGCGGUGCACCUCGACGGCGUGCUGCAGCCAGCAGAGCGUGCGCUGCGCUCCGACCCCACGACCGCGCCUGCGACUGCCGCGCCGAAAUGGCUGUCGCUGAGUGCGAUGCGUGACACGCUGUCUGCGGACGUGCCGCUGGCGCUGCACGACGUAGCUAUGUAG
Molecule: messenger RNA, 1392 nt
Organism: Malassezia japonica
Lineage: Eukaryota; Fungi; Basidiomycota; Malasseziomycetes; Malasseziales; Malasseziaceae
Exons: 2
Coding region: 1-1392 (463 amino acids)
Molecular function (GO): DNA binding
Source: RefSeq, a predicted model, not a curated record